AUGUCGUAUCCAAAAGAAAUUCUCUUCCCAGCAAUUAAUAAAUCAGUCGUUCGACGUCUACUGCUUCGUAACAAAACAAAAACUGAUUUUGCUAUAAAAGUGAGAACAAAUUGUCCAGCAUUGGUAAUAGAGCCGGCUCAGGGAUUUCUUCGAGCCGGACGUAUUCAGUCCGUUUCGCUCCGUUUUGAUGGUGCGCAAAAAACAUCGAAACGAUCAAUCGAAAUUUACUGUCGUCCGGUGGAUAAAAGAUCGGAGGCUGAAUGUCGUCGUUGGUUUUUGACACCGACAGAAUUUAAAGAAUCGACCAGUCAACUUGCACAAACAUUGCAAAUUAAGACGAGCACCGGUUUUACACCUCUUGAGACAGUCCUUGAUCUUCCAUGCCAAGCGAUUGCCUUUCAAGCAGAGCAACAUCCCACUCAUAUGACAAAUGAUUCGGAUACGGUCACUGCUCAUCAAAUUGAUAGCGGUACCGCAACUGGUUGUGCGAUAUCGGAAACAGAGUUAUUAGCGAUGCUUCCACCAGACUGGGUGCUAAAUACAGCACAAGGAAUUGAUGGAAACGAUUGGAAUGGAAAUAUUUUAUCAUGGUCACGUCCUAACUGUAGAUGGCUUGAAAAAUUCUUUGAUUCAAUCUUUCCACCUGAUGAAACACAGGAAACAAUUGCACCUUGUGGAGCAAGCCGAUAA
Acanthocheilonema viteae is the source of this 690-nucleotide messenger RNA. Lineage: Eukaryota; Metazoa; Nematoda; Chromadorea; Rhabditida; Onchocercidae. The record is from the annotation of a GenBank genome assembly.